AUGGGCACGAAACAAGCGGCGAUUCACGCUACCUUUCGCCUGCCCGACCCUGACGAUGUCAGCACGCUGCUGCCCACCAGCCCCCUGGCCCGUCGCCCGGCCCUGAAUGCCCUCGACACCGCCGUGCCCGCGCCUGCUCGCCCGCCGCCACACGCCCUGCGUCCCGCCUGCCUCCAGCUCUCGCCUGCUGCCACUGCUGCUACAGUGCCGUCUCUCCGCGCCGCCUCGCCGUUUGAUAUCCGCCGCCAUGAGCCUGCCCCCGUCUCCCCGGCCAGCAAGACUGACAGAUCCGCCUCGCGGGCUGCCACGCCCGUCUCCCCGUCUGCCAGGCAACUGCCCGCUUUGUCGCCCAUAAAUGUGCAUUCCAGGCACUUUGCGCCCUUUCGUCAUGACCGCUCGCCGCUGCAGACGCCCUUGAGCCCGCGCUGCCCACACCCCUACCCGCCCCCCGAGCUGCAUUUUGAUACGCCGCUACGGUCGAGCCUGCACUCCGCCACGACGGGCAGUACCAGCCUGGAGCCCGCCAGCGAGACCGAGAGAAGUAGCAUCCUGACCAAUCCGAGCUCCGUGGCCGAUCUUUCGCCAGACGCUGGGGACACCGGUAUGAGUGUGGACGAUGCCAUUGAUAUGUAUUUGGACGGCUUCUCUGACGACUCUUCCUCCGGCACCUCGCCCGACUCGCCUGACCCGGAAAAGUCGCUUCCGGCUGCAGAUCUCCAAUCCAUAUCUCGUUAUCCUAAGUCAUCUCUAAAAGUGGCGGAGCUUGGGCCAAACGCCUUAGUAUCACCUAGCAACAAAACAACAUCUCCCACAAACGCUCCUAUAUCGUUACCUAAAUCACAAUUGCAGCCAAAGCUGGUGGUGGACACUGGGUCAGCGGACAAGGAGCAGAGAACAAGCCCUCUUUCAAGUCCAAGUGGCAAUCUACCAGGAAACGUAGAGAAGAGAAUGACGGUGCCGGAAGUAUUGUCUGUCGGAGUACCACCGCCGUUGUCAACCGACACUGAUCUCAGAGAUAUAUAUGGGUUCAAAAAGCAAACCACCCAUAUCACCGUGAGGCAGUUCAAAGCGUGGAACGACCCAUAUCUAAGAUACGUUGACUAUCGCAGGCGAAAAUGGGUAGAAAUGGUGGGAAGCGCUCAUCCUGAGCAUUCAGAUACCCUUCCUUUCCCCUCAAGGUCCAAUAAGAUGAAGCGGUACAUCAGGAAAGGUAUCCCUCCCGAGUACCGUGGUUCUGCCUGGUUUUGGUAUGCAGGAGGCCCGGAGUAUCUUCUCAAAAGCCCAGGCCUCUAUCGUAAACUCGUGGAACAGGCAUUCCAGGCACCCAUGAACGACGACAAGGAACAUAUCGAGCGUGAUCUUCACAGAACGUUCCCUGACAAUGUUCACUACAAGCCCGAUGACUCCUCCGCAUCCCAGCCAUUCGAAGGAAGCAGCAAUCUUAAUCACCUUUCAGAUACCCCAGAAACUCCUAUAAUUCAGUCGCUACGUCGUGUUCUCUAUGCGUUUUCGAUUCAUAACUCGAAGAUUGGUUAUACCCAAUCACUUAACUUUAUCGCAGGCCUUCUCCUUCUGUUCCUACCCGAAGAAAAAUCUUUUUGGAUGCUCCAUAUCAUUACUUCUACAUUUUUGCCUGGGACCCAUGAGGUCAGUCUCGAGGGCGCCAAUGCCGACCUUUGGAUACUCAUGGUGGCCCUAAAGGAAUCUCUCCCCGCUGUUUACACGAAAGUCGCCAGCCCAACGCCUACCACUGCGAGAUCCAGACCUCCAACCAUCACCACUACUACACGACUACCCGAUAUCACUCUUGGGCUUACCAACUGGCUAAUGUCUAUGUUCAUCGGCAGUCUCCCUUUGGAAACUACGCUGCGCGUCUGGGACAUUCUUUUCUACGAAGGGUCUAGGACCUUUUUUCGCGUUGCCCUGGCGAUUUUCCGGAUCAGCCAACGUGACAUCCUCUCCGUUAGCGAUCCCAUGGAGAUCUUCCAGAUCGUACAGACUGCCCCAAAGAGAAUGCUCGACGCGAGUGCGCUCGCCGAUGAUUGCUUCAUGCGGCGAUUCCGCUUCUCGCAGGCCCGCAUCGACUCCUUGCGGGUUGCCCGACGACAGGCCAUCAGGGAGGAUAAGGAGCGCGCGUCGUUUCUGGCGCGUCCGGGACAUUUCCGCAAUGAUGCGGAUACUCGUCCUGGGACCAGCUCCCCCCCUUCACCGGGCCAGUGGCGAGCCUGGAAGAAGUUCCAAUGA
Molecule: messenger RNA, 2244 nt
Organism: Ophidiomyces ophidiicola
Lineage: Eukaryota; Fungi; Ascomycota; Eurotiomycetes; Onygenales; Onygenaceae
Exons: 1
Coding region: 1-2244 (747 amino acids)
Source: RefSeq, a predicted model, not a curated record